AUGGCAGUAAGCGACUCGCCCGAGGAGGAAACGGGGAUCCACAGCCUGCCGACGGUACCCCAAGACCCAGCGAGAAGUUCCGAGCCACCAACCAAGGCCGACUCAACGGGAGAAAAGGUGACCCCAUCAUUACUUGGCCAAUCCAAGCACAACCCCCGCUCGCCGAGCUUUAACGUCGAACAUGCCCUGGCAGACGCGAUGUACGAGCGGAGCAUCGGUAGCAUCGCAGCUCUCGAGUUCGUCCGCUCUCAAUCCUUCACCGAGUUCCCCCGCUCCGACUCCUCGGACCCCUCCCGACCUUCAUCCGAACUUCCGCCCUCCGACACACUCGUCCUCGAACCUGAUCAGCCUAAGCUCUGGAGAAGAUGGCCGACCGGCUGGAUUCCCCCAGGGUCUCUACUACAACUAGCUCACUCACUCGAAGCCACACCGCAACCGGCACCAAAUCUCCUAAAUGUCUCCCCCAACCCCAUCCAAUACCCCUCAACCGGUGAAUUUCAUCAACCUCAACAGGCUGGUAGCAACCUGAUCAGGAAACAAUCCCGUCAAGGUCCCAACACCCAUCUCAAAUUGAGUCCGCCUCUACUCAUCCCCUCACCAGCCGAUCUCCAGGCCGGCCUACCAUCAAUCCCCAACACCCAACUAUCUUAG
Molecule: messenger RNA, 651 nt
Organism: Puccinia graminis f. sp. tritici CRL 75-36-700-3
Lineage: Eukaryota; Fungi; Basidiomycota; Pucciniomycetes; Pucciniales; Pucciniaceae
Exons: 2
Coding region: 1-651 (216 amino acids)
Source: RefSeq, a predicted model, not a curated record